Mercurialis annua (annual mercury) is the source of this 1658-nucleotide messenger RNA. RefSeq names its product putative Peroxidase 48. The transcript is spliced from 4 exons. Gene Ontology annotation, biological process: hydrogen peroxide catabolic process; response to oxidative stress. Gene Ontology annotation, cellular component: plasmodesma; plant-type cell wall. The record is from RefSeq and is a predicted model, not a curated record. Lineage: Eukaryota; Viridiplantae; Streptophyta; Magnoliopsida; Malpighiales; Euphorbiaceae. Gene Ontology annotation, molecular function: heme binding; peroxidase activity. Bases 170 to 1264 code for a protein of 364 amino acids.
GAGCUAGUUCGACUAGGUUACACCUCUACUCUUAGUUGCCGUUCAAUGAGAAGGGUAUUUUGGAUAUUAAGAACAUAACCGCCUCAUUCCUUAGUUUCCCGCUCUCUACACCAACAACCCUCUCUUUAAUUCUUCUACAACUUUACACUGAGAAAAUAAACAAACAAAAAUGGCGCAUUUCCUAAGCAAGAAAAAAUAUUUCGUUGUGGCUAUGCUCAUAAUAGGUCCUGUUCUUCUCUCCCUACGAACUCCAAAGAUUAACCAACUCGAAGACAUUAAUUUCUCAGUUUUUCUACAAAGAGAUGAGAUUCUUGGAUCCUAUUCCAUGGCCGAUACUCAUGAUCUCGAGUACGAUUUCUAUCGCCAAAUUUGCCCUCAAGCUGAGUCCAUCGUCAAAUCAAGAAUGGCUUCCAUUUACUCGUACCGGAAUGAUAUCUCUGCCGCUCUCUUAAGGCUCUUUUUCCAUGAUUGCUUUAUCAAGGGUUGUGAUGCUUCGGUUUUCUUGGAUGAUAGCAAUGGAAAUGCUAAUAUUUCCAUUGAGAAGCAAGCCAUUCCCAAUCAGACCUUGAGGGGUCUGGAUAAAAUAGAUAUGAUUAAGGAGGAGCUUGAAGAUGCUUGUCCGGGCGUGGUUUCUUGUGCUGAUACACUUGCACUUGCUACUCGAGAAGCCGUUGUUCUGGCUGGUGGUCCUUAUUAUCCAGUAUUUACAGGCAGGAGGGACAGUAGCCAUUCCUACUAUCAAGAAGCCAUGGCUGAGAUUCCGAAGCCCACUGAGAACAUCAGCCGAAUUCUCAACCUCUUUGCCCUCAGGGGUUUUAACGACAGAGAAACAGUCAGUCUUCUAGGAGCACACAAUAUCGGAAAAAUCGGCUGCGAUUUCAUCAGGAUUCGCCUAUACAAUUUUGAAGGAACAGGGCAGCCAGAUCCUUCUAUGCCUUCUGAUUUCCUCAAUGUGAUGAGACUAAAUUGUCAAGACAAUAACCACACUGCCAAUGGUGUCAUGACUGCAAUAUCAUCUGGAUCAGGUUUUGAUACUCACUACUAUAGAAACUUGCUGAGGGGUAGGGGACUUAUGUAUGCUGACCAACAAUUGAUGGGUGAUGAGAGUACUGCAAGAUAUGUUAGGCUUUAUGCUUCAGAUGAUGGAACAAUCUUCCGAAAGGACUUCUCUAGGUCUAUGGUCAGGAUGUCGAUCCUUAAUGUGCUAACCGGAGCUCAAGGUCAGGUCCGAAUUAAAUGCUCAUUGCCUGUCACAAGCUCUUAAAUUCAUAUAAAACUUGACUCGUUUAGUUUGAUUUGAUUUGAUUAGUGAGUUCUUUAUCUCUUACAAAAAUCAAGCUAGUGUGAGAGUAAUGCUAAUCUAGCAAAUCCCUGACUGUUGGUAGAGGAUAAGUGGUGCUAUCUGUGAACAUUGUACAGAGUUUCUUGUGAGCUGAUAGUUAUACUAAUUAGUAAUUACUAAUUAGACAAUGUCAUGUAAAUGUGAUUCUGGUCUGUCAAAUUCUUUUGUAUAGUAUUAGUGACAGAUCAAGAUGCAUCUGAUGCUUGAUAUCAUGAUUUACUCAAGUUCUUAUGUUGUUCAGCCGAGCGCGAGAGCAGCGAGUGCCAAGGUCUUAAGCGUAUCAUGUAUAUAUGUUAUGCAUUCUGCUUCGGUUUCA